ACAAAAACCAGUGGUUAAUGACGGGGGUGAAUUCUCUUUCGCGAACUACAACGAACAUUUGAAUUUCUAUCUUGCGGUUCAAGCCCUAGCAAAAACGAUGGAACCGAAUUUAAUGUCUUGUUGGCUGAAGUGCAUGGAUGAGUUUCCGUCUUGUUUGUCGUUCAACUCGGAGAAAAAAACGUCUGCUGAUUCAAGCUUUAAGAUCUGGUGCGGACUUCUGUCUGACGACAAGUUUAACGCGUCGGAGAAGUUCAAGCCCAACACGUCGUCAAACCAUUACAGCAUUCCGAAUCCUUGCGACCAAAUGAAAUGUUCUAAUGGCGGGAAAUGUCGCGCGAACUAUGUCGAUAAUACUGGCAAAUGUCAUUGUACACCCGACUUCAUUGGGGAUACUUGUGACACAGGGUAA
Molecule: messenger RNA, 409 nt
Organism: Nematostella vectensis (starlet sea anemone)
Lineage: Eukaryota; Metazoa; Cnidaria; Anthozoa; Actiniaria; Edwardsiidae
Exons: 3
Coding region: 98-409 (103 amino acids)
Source: RefSeq, a predicted model, not a curated record